GUCUGCUGCCCUCCUGCUCUUUGCAGUUUGCUGUCUCAGUGUCGCUGUCCCUCACCAGUCGUUCACGCGCCAUCCGCUGUCACUAUGGCGACCCGGGCCUCAAACCGGCCAUACCACAUAGUGGUCUUCGGGGCUUCUGGCUUCACAGGGCAGUUCGUUGUGGAGGAAGUGGCCCGGGCGGCUGACGGGGAAGACUACAGGGGCCAAGAGCUCCGCUGGACUGUAGCUGGCCGGAGCCAGAAGAAGCUGGAGGAGGUGCUGAGCUGGGCGGCCGAGAGACUGGGAAAGCCUCAGCUGAAGUCCAUUGACAUUAUAAUCUGCGACGUUAGUGACGCCCCCUCCCUCGAUGACAUGUGUAAGAAGGCCUCCGUUGUUCUCGACUGUGUGGGUCCAUACAAAUUCUAUGGUGAACCUGUGGUAAAGGCCUGCGUUGAGAAUGGAGCGCACUUUGUUGAUAUCAGUGGAGAACCCCAGUUUCUUGAGUCAAUGUACAUGAAGUAUGACAGGCAGGCAGCAGACAAUGGGGUGUAUGUUGUUGGAAGCAGUGGAUUUGACUCCAUUCCUGCUGAUCUAGGGGUUUUAUUCACCAGGAACAGCAUGCAAGGAACCCUGACAGCUGUAGAAAGUAUUAUGGCUUUCAAGUCUGGACCAGAGGGUGCUCGUAUUCAUGAAGGCACCUGGCAGUCUGCUGUUCAUGGAGCCGCAGAUCAGGGAAAUCUGAAGAACCUAAGGAAGCAAUUAGCACUCAAGCCACUUCCUGUUAUUGGUAAAAAGCUAAAAAGAAGGGGUGCAGUAUUUUACAGUAAUGAGAUACAGCAGUAUGCUGUUCCUUUUCCUGGGGCAGAUCCGGCUGUCGUCGAGAGGACCCAACGUUAUCUCCAUGAGAAACUGCAGGAGACUCCUGUGCAGUAUGCUGCUUAUAUAGCAGUGGGUGGUAUCGCAUCUGUUCUCCGUUUGAUGUUUGCAGGACCUGUGUUUUUGCUAUUUUCCAAAACCAGCUUUGGUCGGAAUCUUCUGAUAAAAUACCCCAAGUUCUUUUCUUGCGGUUAUGUCUCUAAAGAAGGACCAACACAGCAACAGAUGGAUAAUUCUUCUUUCUCAAUGACAUUCUUCGGGGAAGGUUACAGUCAGGGCCAAGACCCUCAGCAGGGAAAACCUAAUGUGAAAAUCUGCACACAGGUUUCAGGACCAGAGGUUGCGUAUGUGACUACUCCAAUUACUAUGGUUCAAGUUGGGCUGACUCUUUUAAAGGAGCCAGAAUCUCUUCCAGAAAGUGGAGGAGUCUACACACCAGGAGCAGCAUUCUCCAAAACCAAGUUGAUUGACCGCCUCAACAAAGCUGGCAUUCAUUUUACUGUGCUUAGUAAGACAGAUACUUGAGUAAUACUUUGCACUAUCGCUAUCCGCAUGACUAAUUGAUAUAGUACAGCACUUAGGAACCAAAUACCGUAUUUUUCGCCCUAUAGGACACACAUUUUUCCCCCCAAAGUGGGGGGGAAAUGUCAAUGCGUCUUAUGGGGAGAAUACAAAUGAGUGUUUCCAUUAUGGAAGCGCUCAUUUGUACAGUAGGACUGGGGAGCAGUGAAUGCCUUUGUCCCUGUGCUAGCUCUGUAUUCACUGCUUCAUAGUCUUCGUGUGUUGGCGCCGCAUGCUGUGCUGUGACCUGCACAGAGCGUGAGUACGUAGGUGUGCUCUGUGACCUCACACUGUGUCACGUUGGGUCACAACACAGUGCGGCAGGAAGAGCUCAGGAUCUCAGAAGCGGCUGCCGGAAUUAGAGGUGAGUUGAUUUAUUUUUUUGUCUGAUUUGAAGUCUGAAUAACAUAGGGAUCUGAUCUGAGGUCUGAUUGGGGGUCUUAUUAAGAUGGGGGUCUGAUCUGAGAUCUG
Molecule: messenger RNA, 1887 nt
Organism: Bufo bufo (common toad)
Lineage: Eukaryota; Metazoa; Chordata; Amphibia; Anura; Bufonidae
Product: saccharopine dehydrogenase-like oxidoreductase
Exons: 12
Coding region: 85-1380 (431 amino acids)
Biological process (GO): glycolipid biosynthetic process
Cellular component (GO): mitochondrion; lipid droplet; plasma membrane
Source: RefSeq, a predicted model, not a curated record